UAUAGGUUUACUGCUCGUACUCUCUGCUGAAUUUAGGGUUUCUGCCGAGCCUCCUUCGCAUCCUCCUCUUCUUCUACUAUCCGGAGCCCUCAAUCAUGGCCGAACAAACAGAGAAGGCGUUCUUGAAGCAGCCAAAGGUGUUCCUUUGCUCGAAGAAAUCUGGGAAGGGGAAGAGACCCGGAAAGGGAGGGAAUCGAUUCUGGAAGAGCGUCGGACUAGGGUUCAAGACUCCCAGAGACGCCAUUGAAGGGACAUACAUUGAUAAGAAGUGCCCAUUCACUGGCAAUGUUUCUAUCAGAGGUCGUAUACUUGCUGGUACUUGCCAUAGUGCCAAGAUGAUGAGAACAAUCAUUGUUCGGCGCAACUACCUUCAUUUUGUUAAGAAAUAUCAAAGGUAUGAGAAGAGGCAUUCCAACAUUCCAGCUCACAUAUCUCCAUGUUUCCGUGUGAAAGAGGGAGAUCAUGUUACUAUUGGCCAGUGCAGACCAUUGUCGAAGACUGUGAGGUUUAAUGUGUUGAAAGUGAUUCCGGCUGGAUCUUCUGGUGGUGGUGGAAAGAAGGCCUUUACAGCAAUAUAAGUUAGUAUCUCAACCAUCUGAUAGUUGCAUUUGGGAGACAAUUGCACCAGAUUGGCUAUUGUGGUGGAUGGAGCUUCUUGCCAUUUUGAUUUGCUAUUGGAGGUUUAAGUUUGUGUACGUGACCAAUAUGUUAUUUCCAUGAGUUAUUUGAAUUUCCAAUUUUAAUGAGUAAUUUAGUUUCAGUAAGAGCUGGUGUGAACUUGUUUUUAGACGGGUUAUUUAUUGGAAUGUUACUUCUUUUUCUAUGAA
Cornus florida is the source of this 827-nucleotide messenger RNA. Its product is annotated as small ribosomal subunit protein uS17-like. The transcript has 6 exons. Gene Ontology annotation, biological process: translation. The coding region runs from base 96 to 578 and encodes 160 amino acids. Gene Ontology annotation, cellular component: cytosolic small ribosomal subunit; ribosome. The record is from RefSeq and is a predicted model, not a curated record. NCBI's taxonomy places the organism in Eukaryota, Viridiplantae, Streptophyta, Magnoliopsida, Cornales, Cornaceae. Gene Ontology annotation, molecular function: structural constituent of ribosome.